This is a messenger RNA of Microstroma glucosiphilum, 1375 nucleotides long. Its product is annotated as WD40 repeat-like protein. Gene Ontology annotation, molecular function: protein binding. The transcript is spliced from 2 exons. Bases 83 to 1297 code for a protein of 404 amino acids. The record is from RefSeq and is a predicted model, not a curated record. NCBI's taxonomy places the organism in Eukaryota, Fungi, Basidiomycota, Exobasidiomycetes, Microstromatales, Microstromataceae.
GCACCAUUCCGACCUAUACCAGUUCCAUUUGAGCAUAUUCGAUCUUUGCACCUCUUCCAAUCCCUGGGCGCUGCGAGCGACGAUGGAAGAUGAGCAGGCUGCAGUUCAUGACGAUACCCAGCUGAGCGCAGCAGACAUCGUCUCGGUCAAGCCAGAGCCAGACGCAGAGGGCGAUGUCGCGAUGCAGACACAUACACAGCCAGCAAGUGGUCCCGGCUCCCCCCUUGACUACUCGCAUGUCUACACACUUCUGGGCCACACUCGCGCCAUCUCCUCCCUGUCUUUUUCGCCCGAUGGCACCCUGCUGGCCUCAGCGUCUGCAGACAAGACCGUCAGAAUAUGGUCGUUGCGCACUGGGCAGCUGGUAGAGACCCUCAAGGGUCAUGGAGGAGGGAUCAGUGACGUUGCCUGGAGCCCCUGCGGGAGGUAUCUGGCAACAGCCAGCGAUGACAAGACAGUGGGUGUGUGGAACGCACUAUCUGGCUACGAUCUGAGGCGUCUCAUCGGCCACACGUCGUACGUCUUUUGCGUGGCCUACUCUCCUCAAUCGAAUCUCAUCGUCAGCGGCUCUUUCGACGAGACGGUUCGACUAUGGGACGUCAGGAAGGGCACCUGCCAUAGGACCAUUGCCGCUCACUCAGAGGCAGUGACAGAUGUGGACUUCAAUCGGGACGGAACUCUGAUCGCUUCGUGCAGCUACGAUGGUCUAAUUCGGCUGUGGGACGUACCCACUGGUCUUUGCCUCGCUACUCUUCCGCAUCCGACGUCCUCACCUACAACGUCCAUCCGCUUCUCCCCGUCGUCUUCGCAUCUGCUCGCCUCGUCCCUCGACUCCACGCUUAGACUGUGGGACGUAGCCAAUGGCAAGAUCGUCAAGACGUACCGUCCCCACAGAGGGGAGCGAGACAACAAGGAUGGAGGAGAAGGAGCCACAUCAGCUGCAGGAGGAAAAAGCGGGGUGGGAGGCGUCUAUCAAAAUCACAAGUACGCCAUCAAGUCGCACUUCCUGGUCCUCCCUGCCGAAGGAACAGCGGUGCCCACCACCACCCCUCAGUCGGAAGUCUUCAUCGUCUCUGGCAGUGAGGAUAGCAAGCUCUACUGUUGGGAUUUGCAAUCGCGUCGUAUUCCAGAGCAGGGGGGAGUAGUAGGUGCAGGCGUGCACAGGGACGUGGUAGGGGCCGUAGCGGUGCAUCCCAAGACGCGGGAGGGAGUGCGCAUCCUGGCAUCGGCUGGGAUGGAGCACGACCCGAGUGUGAGGGUGUGGUUCGAUCGGCGUCAGGACAACGCGGAGUCAUGAGAGGGAGAGUAUCGACACCUUGUACAAUACCACGUUUACUGGCUGCUACCUUGACUUUAGAUGCGGAUAAGACCGGGG